Messenger RNA from Striga hermonthica, 795 nucleotides. The record is from the annotation of a GenBank genome assembly. Lineage: Eukaryota; Viridiplantae; Streptophyta; Magnoliopsida; Lamiales; Orobanchaceae.
AUGGCAUCAAUAGCUACAGCUGCUAGAUCCACCACCAUUGUUAGGGCAACUCCAUUUUUGGGCCAAGCCCAGAAUAAUAAUCCCUUUAGAGAUGUGCCUAUGGGAAAGGGCAAAUUCACCAUGAGUAAGGAUUUGUGGUACGGUCCCGACCGGGUCAAGUACUUGGGCCCGUUUUCAGCUCAGACUCCGUCUUACCUGACCGGAGAGUUUCCCGGCGACUAUGGCUGGGACACCGCCGGUUUAUCUGCUGACCCGGAGGCCUUUGCCAAAAACAGGGCUCUUGAGAUCAUUCACGGGAGGUGGGCCAUGCUCGGGGCCCUCGGAUGCAUAACCCCGGAAGUCCUUGAGAAAUGGGUCAAUGUUGACUUCAAGGAGCCCGUUUGGUUCAAGGCCGGGGCCCAAAUCUUCUCGGAAGGUGGGCUCGACUAUUUGGGCAACCCGAACCUAGUCCAUGCACAGAGCAUACUCGCGGUCCUCGGUUUUCAAGUCGUGCUCAUGGGGCUUGUUGAAGGGUUCAGAAUCAACGGGCUUGAUGGAGUUGGGGAGGGCAAUGAUCUGUACCCGGGCGGGCAGUAUUUCGACCCGUUGGGCCUGGCGGACGACCCGGUUACUUUUGCCGAGCUCAAGGUGAAGGAGAUCAAGAACGGGCGGCUGGCCAUGUUCUCAAUGUUCGGGUUUUUCGUGCAGGCUAUUGUUACAGGGAAAGGGCCCUUGGAGAAUUUGUUGGAUCACCUUGAUAAUCCAGUUGCUAACAAUGCUUGGGUUUAUGCCACUAAGUUUGUUCCUGGGUCAUAA